This is a messenger RNA of Exophiala spinifera, 1500 nucleotides long. RefSeq lists its product as uncharacterized. Gene Ontology annotation, molecular function: acyltransferase activity, transferring groups other than amino-acyl groups. Gene Ontology annotation, cellular component: membrane. Gene Ontology annotation, biological process: polysaccharide biosynthetic process. Lineage: Eukaryota; Fungi; Ascomycota; Eurotiomycetes; Chaetothyriales; Herpotrichiellaceae. The record is from RefSeq and is a predicted model, not a curated record. The coding region runs from base 1 to 1500 and encodes 499 amino acids. The transcript has a single exon.
AUGAGCGUCAACACACCGGAGCUGUCCGCUGUGUCACAGCACGACCACCUCCUGGAGGAAGCGCUGCCUGCACUGGACGAAAAGGCUUCUUUCAGCGGCGCUGGCAACUUCGUCACAAGGAUCGUACGGAGAGGCGGCCAGGUCUUGUCGACACUAUGGCACGGGAAGCCGAAGAAGACGCUGCAUCGAACGGCCUACCUUGACGGCGUGAGGGGGUUUGCUGCUCUCCUGGUCUAUAUCCUCCAUCAUCAGGUCUGGGGUCACCAUGCCAUGGGCGGCAUGUUCAUCCUGGAGAACGCCUUUGGCUACGAGGACAGGUACUACUUCGCGAGCCUCCCCUUCUUCCGCACCUUCUUUUCCGGCGGCCACCUGGCCGUCGCCGUCUUCUUCGUCAUCUCGGGCUACGCGCUGUCGACAAAGUCCCUCGCCGCCAUCCACCACGGCGACACGACCCGGCUUGCCGACCUGCUGAGCUCGGCCCUCUUUCGACGAUGGUUUCGACUCUACCUCCCGUGUGCCGUCGUCACCUUUGCCUGGAUGACCUCGUGGCACCUCUUUGGCCUGCGCUCCUUCUCCCCCGGGGCCAUGCAACCGGAGGAGACUUAUCUCGCCGACGUCCGGCGGUGGUACGACGAACUACAGUGGUUCAGCUUCGCCUUCCGCGAAUACCAAUCCAACAAGUACAACGACCAUCUCUGGUCGAUCCCGCACGAGUUCAGGGGCUCGAUCGCCGUCUUCACCUGUCUCCUGGCGCUCUCCAAGUGCAGGAGGAACGCCCGGCUCUUCUGCGAGACGGUCCUGGUGGUGUAUUUCUUGUUCGUCGUGGAUGCCUGGUACUGCGCCCUCUUCAUCGCGGGCAUGCUUUUCUGCGACCUGGACCUUCUGGCCGUCGACGGCGAUCUGCCCGCCCCGCUCGCGGCCCUGGAGCCACACAAGUCCUACAUCUUCUACCUCCUCCUCGCCGUCGGCCUCUACGUCGGCAACGUGCCCACCGUGGCCAUGGAGCUCGAGCACAUCAGGGAGUCGCCCGGCUGGUACUAUCUGUCCUUCCUGAAACCGCGGGUGUCGUUCGACCCUCGCUUCUACUUCCAGUCCCUGGGCGCCAUCUGCAUCAUCCCCGCCAUCCCUCGCAUACCCAGGCUCCGGGCCUUUUUCGAAACGAGCUUUUGUCAGUAUCUGGGUCGCGUGUCGUUCGCCCUGUACUUGGUCCACGGCCCGAUCCUGUGGUGUUUCGGCGACCGCAUCUACGCCGCCACCGGACGGGUCCGUGACGAAUCCGCGGAACUCGUGCCCAACUGGGUCAACCUGUGCCCCUUUCCCAGCUGGGGCCCGUUUGGUCUGGAGAUCAACUUCCUCAUGGCCCACGUGGUGUUGCUGUCCGUCACGCUCUGGACGGCGCAGAUCGUCACCAAGGUGGUCGACGAGCCCAGUGUCAGGCUGGCAUCGAGGCUGUUCCAGAGCUUGGGCGAGAAGCAGAAUCCUCCCAUCAGGCGAGUUUGA